Molecule: messenger RNA, 1693 nt
Organism: Lindgomyces ingoldianus
Lineage: Eukaryota; Fungi; Ascomycota; Dothideomycetes; Pleosporales; Lindgomycetaceae
Exons: 4
Coding region: 195-1448 (417 amino acids)
Source: RefSeq, a predicted model, not a curated record
CUGCCUGCAAAACUUCCCACUCCUUGAAUCGUCUAAUUCAUAAACCCACCGAUGCCAAAGGAAGAGGAUUUUGCAGCAUUGAGCUCUGCAUCUCGCGUUCCUCAACCCCAUCGCUCCAAUUUCCCCUCGUUUUGGUCCUCUUCGUAAGGUGCUCAGCGCAAACCAAUCGAUUGUGAUUGGUUGACAAAACACUUAUGUUCGACCUUUGCUCGAACCGACUGCUUGAAUGUGAGGAGAAAUUUGCGGGGAGGAAUGGGCAUCGCUUUGUCGAGAUUUGGGAUUGUGGUGACGAUAGACAACCAGUAUAUCGAUCUGGCGAAUUGAAAGAGAAGGAGAUUGCGGGUUGGGUCAACGAGGACCGCUCUGCGAAUGGACCGAUAAGGUCUGGUUUGAGGGUUUUACUCUCUCCCAAACCUUCUGGCAAGCCUUCAAGUGGCAAACUUCCCUUCUCCCGCCCAACUUUCCACUCGCUAUCUGAGGCCUGGCGCAUCCCAUCCACAUUCCUCCGCGCCGUAACUCAGAACCUUUCCAUCGUAACUCAAUGCUCUGUCGCGCGUCAUCCCUCAUACUGGAGAUACUCAUCCCAAGACUCAAUCUGGCCGCAAGAUGAGUCUAAGGAGAGGAGAAGAAGUAGAAUAUCCGAUGCCGCCCGUUGUCUGCUUGUCCGUGGUGAUGUUGACUGGACUUGGGAUUACACACUCUUACUAACAUUAGAUCCGGAGUCACAUACGACGUACGCUCUCAUAGUUGGGCUCACAGCUACGGAAAUAGACCUCGUGUACUCAUAUCUCACAUCUUCAUCCCAAUUAUCAUCAACCCCAACAUCCGCCUUCCAAAGAUCUCAAUGUGUUCCACCAACACACCCUCUACUCCUCCCUCUCAUCCUUCUCGACCUCGCUACCGAUGACACAUCCUCGCUUCUCAAACUCCGCAUCAAACUUCUCAGUCAGAUCCAACAGCAGACGGGCAUGGACCGCUUCAAUUCUCUUAAAAGUGCAACGGUGGAUGGAAGGAAGAGUAUUGGGAGGAGCAUGAGCAGAGAGCGAGGAGAAGUGCGGAAGGAACUCGACCUUGAUGCUUGCAUGCUCAGGUUGACAUGUUUGAGCGAUUGGGUGGCGGCGCAGAGAGGCUUUGUUGGGAUUCAAGGUAGGGUGGCUGAGGUUGUGAGUAGCAUGCUUAAGGAAUCUAUGAACUCAGGCGCGGGAGGCGGUUGGUGUAGGGGCUUGGGUGCACACGAGUGGAAGGGUUCCAGAGGUGAUAGCGGGGAAGGAGAGGCCGUUAUCUGGCUGUUCCAGGAAAUGUUCCAGGAAAGAUUAGAGUUUGUGAAGGAGAGCUUGUUGGCUGCGGAACUGAAAUGCGUGUACCUUGAACGCAGUAUUGGCGCGCAAGUGCAGACUGUAACUCCCCCUUCCUACCCUUUCGGCUCUUUUUAUGCCAAUGCCCUUUGAGUAAUCCUUCGCCUGCUAACGAUAUAUCUGAAGAUCUAUUCCCUCAUUGGACAAAAAGACAACCGUCUCAACAUCUCCGCGGCAAGCGCCUCUUGCCAAAUUGCCUCCGACUCUCGCCGCAUCGCCAUUUUAACGCGAAGAGAUAGCACCGACAUGCGCAUCAUCGCUGCUGUGACACUAAUUUUCUUGCCUGGGACGUUCGUUGCGACGGUAUUCUCGACAGGGUUGUUUGAUUGGACACCAAA